CCCUCAGCCAUGAGGAGAUCAAAAGGAUUUAAUAUCUGUGUGGUCACCUGCAGCAUCCUGCUCUUGUCCUGCAGCCUUCUAUGCCUUGCUCAGCCUCUGGAGGAGACUGGUGUGACAAAGGUCCAGCACGGCCCCUGGGCAGGGAAUGGGCUGGAAGAUGAAAGGACAGGCAUGGUGGACUUGAAAAACAAUCUGGGCCCUUCUGAGCAGGCAGCUUCUGAGGAGCCAUGUGCAGUGUCAGCACAGCCAUCUGGGACACCUGUGGAUGAAGCUUUCACUGCAGGAGGAGAAGCUCUCCCUGCCAGCCCGAGCCGUGUUGUCCCCAGCAGCCAGGCCCUGGGGGCUCACCCCUCUGCUGGGGCACUGCCUGCUGUGCCUGAGGAGGAGCUGGCUCCCACUGAGGCACAGCUGGACGAGGAUGAAGCACUCAGGGCCAUGCUGACCACAGCUGUGACCACGCUGAGCCCUCCAGUCCAGGAGGAGUCUGGUGGCCCUGUUGGUGACACCACAACAGAGGGUGGUGUGGCAGUGGAGCCCAGCUCUGCUGGCCCCUCAGCAAAGCCCCUUUCUGGGACCACUGUGGAGGAGGAGGAGGAAGCAGAGAGCAGCUCCCAGCCCACACUGAGCCCCAGCUCUCCCAGCUGGGAAGCAGCCAGUGGCCACCCUGUCAUCCCAACUCCCCAGGCUGUGGGUGUGACCUCUGAGCUGGAGAUGCCAAGACCCCGCACAGGGAGCCCUCUGAGAUCCCUGGCUCCACCAACAUCUGUGGCUGCCAGACAUCCCCUUGUGGCAACUGAGGCCUCCCUUCAGCCAGAAGCAGGGACAGGUGUCGCACAACAAGAGCUGUCCCCCACGGCUGGCACUGUCACCAUCGCUCCUAUGGACACUGUGCCACCUGACUGGGAUGACACAAAACUGGGGGACAUCAGUCAAGGGGGAAGCAUGUCUCACCAGGAGGUGACAGAGGAGCUGGGGACAACAGAACCAUCCCAGACCACUCAGGAGGAUGUGGAGGAGGAGGAGGAGGAUGCCACAAGAGCAGUGCCCUCCCCAGUGUCCCCUCCACCAGUGCCUGGGCUUGCCAAGGAGAGCAACUGCACAGUGCCAGUGCAAGGGGAGGAGCUGCCAGCAACUUCCACAGGCAGCAAUGAUGCCUUCCACACUGGGAACCUGUCGGAUGCAGACACGGCUGAUCUUGGCUCGCUGGAAAACAUAAGUGCAGUCACAGCAGAGGAGGAGAAGAGCGUCCCUCCGUCACAGCCGGAGGCUGCUGUGGUGACAGAUACCCAGCCUGAGCUCUCUCCUACUCUGGGGAGUUCAUGGGAAGGUGUUACUCAGGAGGUGACAACAGCUGCCCAGGAGGCUGAUGCUGCUCUCUCAGCUGUGACAGAGGUGCCUGGUGCCACGCAGGGAGCAGGGGCUGCCAGCUUUCCUCAGGAGAACAGCGGGGAGGACACCCAGAUGCUGACGGCUCCCAGUGCCACUGAGGUGCUGGUGGCGCCUGGUGCCUCCUCCACAGUGAACCCUGUGCAUGCAGAAGAUCUCACAGAUGGGAUCCUGGUCACCAGUGAGAAGGUUGUUCCAGCCACUGGUGGGAUGUCUUCUAGCCCAGCUGGACAGACAGAGGAGCCAUCCAGCAGAAGUGUGGUCCUGGUGACUCCAGCAUCAGUGGCCUCCUCUGUCAGGAGAACAGCUCUUCCCUCUGUGCGGAGGAUCAGCACGGCCGUGACCUACGGGCUGGACCGCCUGGAGUCAGAAGAGGGUGAGGAAGAGGAAGAGGAUGAAGAGGAGGAGGAGGAAGAAGAAGAGGAGGAAGAGGAAGACGAGGAGGACAAAGACAUUGACCUGAUGGAUGAAAGCAUGGAGGGUGACACGGAGCUGCCAGGCUUCACGCUUCCAGGAGAGACCUCCCAGGAGCCCCUGGCUGGCCUGGAAAACCCUGUGGCCCAGCUGGCUGGGGUAUCCUACCAGGUUCCUGACACCAUUGAGUGGGAGCAGCAGAACCAGGGUCUGGUGAGAAGCUGGAUGGAGAAGCUGAAAGAUAAGGCAGGAUACAUGUCGGGGAUGCUGGUUCCUGUGGGAGUUGGAAUAGCCGGAGCCCUGUUCAUCCUGGGAGCGCUCUACAGCAUUAAGAUUAUGAAUCGCCGGAGGAGAAACGGCUCAAAGAGACAUAAAAGGAAGCAGAGGGAAUUUAACAGCAUGCAGGACCGAGUCAUGCUCUUGGCCGACAGCUCCGAAGACGAAUUUUGAGUGGAACUGCAGU
Molecule: messenger RNA, 2263 nt
Organism: Pseudopodoces humilis (Tibetan ground-tit)
Lineage: Eukaryota; Metazoa; Chordata; Aves; Passeriformes; Paridae
Gene: ARMH4
Product: armadillo like helical domain containing 4
Source: RefSeq, a predicted model, not a curated record